This is a messenger RNA of Pocillopora meandrina, 3518 nucleotides long. NCBI's taxonomy places the organism in Eukaryota, Metazoa, Cnidaria, Anthozoa, Scleractinia, Pocilloporidae. The record is from the annotation of a GenBank genome assembly.
AUGGCCGAUAUCGGCCAAGUUGUUGUCAUUGUUUUGAUUGUUGUGGCUGCCAUUGUAAUUGGAUUUUGUUGUCAUUUUGGUUCGCAAAAGCGAAGAGACCAAGAACGUGCUGCCAAUCUUAGAGCAUCGCAGCAAGCGGCUGGACCUACUGCAAACCACAACGAAAGCGCUAGUUCCGUAUUCUUAUUUGGAUUGCAAGGUGCUACUGGAACUUCGAAUUCAACCGGUGCUGCUGGCGGAGAGUCGCAUUCAGCUGAAGAUCGAGCCGAAGCGAGUGUGCCUAUGAGCCCUGAUGCUAUUGCAGACUGCGGUCCCCCGUCUUACAGAUGUUUAGCAGCUUCAGAUGAGUUGCCUCCACCAAGCUAUGAAGAAGCCAUGAGAGCUUCUACCGAGGAUAUAGCCGGGACAUGACUUAAAGUAUCGUAUCAACAUAAAUGGGCAACUUGUUCACAGUUUUGGGAAAUAUUUAGCUAAGGAAGUCGAAGGUUAUCGCUUCUCGUGUCACACCUUUACCAAUUUACAAUGUCGUAAAGUUUUUUAUAAAGCGGGAUAUUUAUGCCAAUAUUUUCUUAUUUUACAGGUUCGGGAGUAUAUUCUUCGAACAGAGAAAACCGUUUAACAAAGAGAGCAUAUUAUAGCAAUUAUAAUAUUAUGUUUAUUUAGAUUGUAUGUGUAUGGUAGUGUAAGAUUUAAGUCAAGAUUUGUUUUGACUUCGAUUUCCAGUCGAUUAAGGCGUGAUGGAAGUUUGGCGACCACGUUAUGAAGUUUGUUGUCACGGUUAACUGACUCUGUUUCCAUUGAAUCAUUCCUCUGGCGGGUUUUCAUGUUUGACGGUUGGUGACUCACGGCUCUUAAGAUUCGGUUAACAUAGGAAAUGAGUAAGGUUACCCGAUUAAUACCGCUAUUAUACUCUCAAAAGUCCGUCACCAACUUUUUCCGCGCCGCACGUAACUGAUAAUCGUAGUAACAACUUUCCUCAAAGUAAAUUUUCAUUACGGCUGAAGUCGCAAAGCUGUACGCGGUAUGGACAAGACAUUACGCAACUCACUUCGGUCACGCAAUCUGUCGCAUCGCAACUGUCGGGAAGUGGUUUGAAAUGGUGUAACUGUGGAGCAUCUCAGUCACGAGAUUUUUGAACAAAAACAAGCAAGAAGAGAGAAAUUAAAGUUUUCCUCAACGCAAGGUUUUAAGAAGAAAAAUCAAUCAUUCAAUCAAUCAGUCAGUGAAUCGAUCAAUUAAUCAACCUGUCAAGUUACGAUCGUUUUUCCGCUGACAGGCAUUCUCUGCUGCAAGAACCUCCAUUUGCAGCUCCAAUUAAAAAUUUCCAUAAAUGUUAAAAUCAUCCAUUAUAUAACUGCUUAAGAUGUACGUAAUCAGCUCAAGGCUAAGGUAAAUUACCAUGAUAUGAGGAAAAUGACGAGGGACAAAUAUAGGACUUUUUAUACUCUUUAUCCACUAUAUCUUCCCUCACACGUAAAUGCAAUGAAAAGUAAAGCUGUGUUUGAUCAGAAUGUGUCCCGUUUUUCUGAGAAUUGAAGCAUUAAAGGGAUUCCUGUCUGUAAACAGUUAAAUUACAAGGUGAAAGUCUGCACUAAAUACUAAAAAAUUAAAGACGCGGACAAGGAACACAGCAACCUGAAAACCAAUAUUCAAAUGCGUAAUAAUCGAAAAUUUACUGAAAAGUGUUCCAAACAAUAUUGAUGACGUUGACAGAAGACUUUAAAACUAACGGAAUGAAUGCGGGAUGUCAUUUUACCGCAGAGGUUUACUGAUACAGACACCUCACGAGGUUUACAUUAUAAUGGUAACAAAAUUUCGGAUUUUAUCAGAUUCUGUUCUGUUCUAAGCACAAGUACACGACAUCAGGGUGUCAGAUGGAAUUUCCGAGCCGUUGUAAUGGUGAGUUUCGUUGCAGUGAUUACCAAAGCAAGGGAUUACUGGUCCUUUUUAAAUAUAUCCAUGAUACUUGUCUGAACGUGUGAAUCGAAAUCCGCGAUUGUGGUCCACCAAAGACUUAAGAUACUUAUUCAUAUUCCGCGAGAAUCAACUGUUUAAUGUUGGUUUGGUUUCAUGCUUCUAUAUAAAAAGAAUCCGUUUAAGGUUGAUUUAGCUGAUUUACGUACCUUGUGAGACGGUCGAAUAAGCAUAGGUAGCGACCGUUGUCGUUUGCGCUAGGUCGGCUGAAGUUAUGUGGAAUUAACUUGACGGCCGUAACGCAUGUUGUUAAGAAAAACAACAUGGCGACUUACUCCUGCUCUUUCGAUACGCUGGAUAUGCUAGGAAGAAGUAAAUGAAUGGAGGUUCCAACCACAAAUGCGUUUUCGGAAAUGUUCGUCUUCGUCUCAAAAACAAAACAAAGCAAAAUAUAUUCAUUACAUUAGCGUUUUAGUUUUGCUCUCAUUUGUCCAUACUUCUGCAUUUUCUUUGAAAACGCGUACCUUUUGGUGCGAUCUCGCCAACCACCCACAUUUAAACGCCCCAAAACGGUAAUGCCUUCGUAAUGUCAGAAUGUGACGCAUCUUUCAGCAUUCUCUCUGUUUUCAUUUGUCCACGCUUGAGAGGAGCGUUUACAGCACGAUGCACUUUCUAAACACACCACUUUUGACACGAUCCUCGAAACUCUUCGUAUUCAAAAGCUUUUCGGGCGUUGAUGUUAGGUAAGAACGUGUCAUCAAGUAGUUAAAUAGCGUGUUUUUGAUCGAAAACACUUGGAUGGGGCGUGAGAGGCGUGAAAAUCUGGGUAAAAGCAGGAGUCGUGUUACAAGACUUUAAUUGGCCACUUCGUUGUUUACCUUUAACAUUUUAACGAGGAGAAGUCUGGAUUACUGUGUUUCAACCCAAAACGAUUGAUAUGGUGAUCGAUUGGCACGCUUCAACCGCUUCAUCCCCAAACAGUUGCGUUUGACACCCCAUAAGAAAUAAACGUAAAUUUAUGCACUUUAGAUUUCUACUUUAUGAAACUUGCAUAUGAAAAUAUUAGAUAAUAACCAGCAUCCACUUAGCUUCGUUCGCAGAACGGUCCAAGGUUCGAGUCUCGUUCAAAGCUGAAUUUCUUUUUCAGGCUAUCUGUCCACAACUGCUUCAGUCUUUCUUCCUUUCUUCUAUUCUUUCAGCUAGGUGAAACGAUAUAUUAUUGGAUUGGAGCUUCCCUCGCAGUACUCUUCAUGCUUCUCGUUUGUCAUUGCAUAAGACAAAUGGAGGAAGACGAAGAAAAUGACAACAUUAACGCCAAUCUAAGAACUGUCAACACGAAUGGAAUUCAAAGGGAAGCAGAAAUUCAACGAGAUGGACAGGUGGAAAGGAUGGUAAUGAGUACAAGGAACGACCCUUGGCAACAUGAAGAAGCGUUUGAUCAAAUUUUUAAUCCCGUUGCAGACAGUGCCCCUCGAUCAUAUAUUGAAGUCGAAGAUGAGACGGAAGCACCUCCGCCAAGUUAUGAAGAAGUUAUGAGGGCUUCACAGGAGGCUCCUCAUUCGAGAACACCGUCAAACGAUCAUCAUGUUACCACGUAUAUUUAA